AUGCUGCGCAAGCCGCCGUCGCUCCACCAGGCGAGCUCAGGGUUAGGGAUGACGACAAGCUUGAGCCCCCAUGCCGCCGGAAUGCGUGGUCCAUCACAAGGUCAAGGUGCCUUCACCCCGUUGUCUCAGUUAACCCUCGGAUACCACGGUUGGAGGAGCAGAGUCCGGGUGCGCGUCUCCAGGAUUUGGGUGGCCUCCAAUCCAAAUACUGGCGAGGAAUACGGUCUCCGCUGCCUCCUGGUCGACAGCGAGUUAUGCAAGCGUGUGCGCGUCCCUGGGUCGGAGCGACUCAAACACCAGCUAGUUGAAGGGAAGGUCUACGCCUUGUCGAAUUUCGGAGUACGCGAAAAACUGGACAAGUACAUGGCCUGUAGCAAUGGUUUAGUAAUUAGCAUGGGAGCACAGACAGUGGUGAACGAGACAACCGAUCAUACCGGUUCUUCGAUACCUCUCCAUGGCUUCGAGUUUGUUGAUUUUGGUGAUCUUCCAUCUAGGAACAAUGACAGGAGCUUGCUUACGGAUGUCAUUGGCCAGAUAGUUUCCAUUGAAGAUGAGGGGUGGACUUGGAAGUGGGUACUUUUAUGUAACAUAUCUUUUCGCAACAUACAUCUGCGCGAUUUGGGGGGAAAGCAAUUGAAUGUCACUCUCUUUGGAGAUUUGGGUCGCAAUUUCAACGCAGAGCAGGUUUUCAAGCAAGGCCAAAAAGUCCCAGUUGUUGCUAUUUUUGCAGGGAUGCUAGUUGAGUACUACAAGGAAAUACGAUUUAUAGUUCGCUCAACAUCAGCUUCAAAAUACUACCUGGAUUUGGAUGUAGAGGAGGUGCAAAAGUUCCGUGCAAGCUUGGAUGGUCCACAUAAACCGAUCGAUCGCCUCCCAUGUCGGCUACAAAAGCCUGUAAAACGAACUGAGUUAGUUGAUAGCUGGCGAACAAUAAAACAACUGACAAGCCUCACUGCAUAUGAAUUACAGCGUACCUGGUUGUGCAGAGCCACCUUGAAAGGCAUAGACUGCAAUAAAGGUUGGUCAUACGAGUCAUGCUUUCACUGCCGUCGCUCGAUCAGUUGGGGUGGAAGCAAAGUCUUGUGCAUCGAUGAUUGUCCACUAUCUGUUGAGAGGUACAAGCUGCAUGCGGUGAUGGAAGACGAGACAGGCUCUGUGAAUGUCAUGAUAUUUGAUGAUGCAGCACAAAAGCUUGUAGGUGUUGCAGCAGAGGAGCUCAAUGGAGCGGUCACAGGUGAUGGCAUCUCAGCUGUCAUCAGUUCGCAACACAGACGUGCCUUCGUUGUGACCUGCGGCAAUGGGUGCUUCGUGGUGAAGCACGUCCUGAACGAUGAUGAGCUGCAGCGGCUCGAUAGUGGUUUUCACAUAGAAGCUGGAGAUGAUAGUAAUUUGUCACAGGAUGAGGGCUCUUAUGCAUCCGAUGGCUCCAGUUUACAAGUGAAGAAGGAGAAGAUGGUGAUCAAAGAAGAGAUGGGAGCAGCCGUUGGUGGUGAAGAGCCAGAGGUUGAGAGCUCUUCUGCAUCCUGCAGCCCGAGUCCCCUAAAAGUUGUUAAGGAGGAUAUGGAGACUGAAGAAGAAAGAGAACCAAAGAGGCAGUAG
This is a messenger RNA of Miscanthus lutarioriparius, 1599 nucleotides long. The record is from the annotation of a GenBank genome assembly. Lineage: Eukaryota; Viridiplantae; Streptophyta; Magnoliopsida; Poales; Poaceae.